Molecule: messenger RNA, 4332 nt
Organism: Symbiodinium pilosum
Lineage: Eukaryota; Dinophyceae; Suessiales; Symbiodiniaceae
Source: the annotation of a GenBank genome assembly
AUGACCAUGGUCGAGCCGGCGCUUGCACUUGCCACGCAGGACAUUGAGGACAGCAAUCUUCUGUCAGGUUACAGGUUGAAUGUGAUGUUAGCGGACACGAAGUGUACGGACAGAGAUGCGACUUUUGCCACUGUGGCGUCAUUGUCGACGGGUGUCGAGAAACACUUGGUACUCGGUGAUUCGUGUAGUUCCGCAUGCGAAGCUAUCAAUGAUGCAGCUGCCUUCUUCAACGUAUUGCAGGUAGGUCCUGGCUGUACUUCCACAAGCCUGAGUGAUUUUGAGCGGUACCCCUACUUCACGCGCAUGGCGCCGUCGUAUCGUUUCAACAUUUUGGCUGUAUACGAGUUCAUGAAACUGAUGAAUUUUCAGAGAGUUGGCAUUGUGCACGGGUUCAACUCCAUCAACAUUCUUGCAAAAGACGCGUUCUUGGAAUUAGUUGCUGCUGAUGUGGCUGCUGGGACGUUUUCGUGGGCAGUGUUGCAUACUAGCUCAAUAUCUAGCGCCGGGAACAUCCCUGAUGCACAAAAUGCAUUGGCAGAGAUUUAUCGUACUGAUUCGCGCAUCAAUUUCGUCGCGUUGUACGCAGACACCGGAUCCAUGUUGUUGUGCCAGAGCUACAAGCGCAACAUGCUAUCUCCGGACUAUGUAUUCAUCGUGGCAUCAGGUUGGUGGAACCCGGGCUUUAUUUCGGAGAGGGCCGGUCAACCUGAUUGCCCAUGUACAGCGCAGGAGCUGCAUCGCGCGGCAUAUGGCAUGCUCGCGCUGGAUCGGGGCCCCAUGCUACAAACCAGCGACGUGCAUAGUUUGUCUGGACGUCGCCUUGCCGACCUGCACGCGAACUACACUGCAGAAUGCAAUAGCUUCGCAAAUGGCAACGGGCCCUGUAACCAUCAGUGGGCAGGAUAUUUCUAUGAUGGCUUGUGGUUGAUCGCGCAUAUCCUGCACAAGUUCCUGGUGGAUCAAGGAAGGUCCAUCUCAGAUGUGCGGACACAAGCUUCCCGCCAAGUCUUGUACGACAUGUCCCUGUCCGCAGACUUCAUGGGCCUAACUGGAAGGGUUCGGCAGUUCAACUCGGUGAGUCCGAGAACAUCGCCACCUUCCCAUGGAGAUCGCGAGGGCAUCAUCCUCUUCCGCCAGGUAGUUGGAACUGCUGACAAUGCCUUCAAUGAGCUUGCCUACCGCACCGAUGCUGGGAUCGAGUUCAAGAAUGACAUUGCUUGGGGUCCUGAUGCAACCCACCGCCUCUCCUGUAGUACUGGGGUCUGUAAUUUAGCCUCUGGGCUUGUGCCCAAAGACCGUGGAGACAGCUGCCCCGAUGGCUCAGUGUUCGUAGUGGAGCUGGGAUGUGACGAAUGCCCAGCAGGAUUGUAUGCCCAGGGGGGACGGCAAGAAUGCGCUGAGUGUGCUCCGGGCUACUUUGCAGCUCAACCUGGAACGGCAACUUGCACCAGAUGCCCUCCUGGCAAGAAAGCGCCCUUCCCUCGAUCAACAGAAUGUCAAGACUGUCCGGCAGGCCAGUACAUGGAUGCGCAGGGCGCUUCCGAGUGCAAGAAGUGCCCAGUCGGUCGCUACUCAGAUCGCGUGGGCCAGCAACAAUGCACGAUGUGUCCCGCCGGGCAGACCACGAAUUUUGAGGGCGCGGCGGAGCUUUCAAUGUGUAAUUGCGAUGGCUUCUAUUACCAACAGCACUGCAUCAAGUGCGCCUUCGGAACACGCUUUCAAGAUGGUGUGUGUGUGAAGUGUGUUCGAACUCUGGUGUGUGAGAAUGGUGUGGUUGUAGGCAAUGCCACCUCAGAUGCAGAAUGGGGCGCUACUAUUGAUGUAGCAGGCCGACAGCGAACGCUGUCCCAGAUGAUGACAAAUGAAUUCCUAAUGAUGGCUUUGAACAUAGACACGGAGAAGCACAAGCAGGCGAUGCUCGCUGCCAUGGAUCUCUUUGAAAAAACUCUCACGGACAUGCUCGUGGGAAAUAGUGAUCUGCAGAUUAUUCCAGCACCCACAGAUGACGUGAAGAGCACCAUCGAGACAAGUCUAAGGGACAAGAAGGACUCAAUGUACGCCCUACUAAGAGGAAACAUGGAUAGGGCUGCAGAGGCUGCUGAAUCUGUCCUUACCUCCUUGUACAUCCAGAACAAGGAGCUCUUUGACUUGUCGGACGAGGUUGUAGGUUUACUCGUCGAUGCAGCGCAGGCAGCGGGAGCUCAGCUCAAUGGCUUGCUAGCCAAUACCGCUGGCCGACAGCGGUCGUUGAUUCAGAAGAUGUUGAAAAAUGUUCUUUUCAUUGCCAAGCGUAUUGAUGUGGAGUCCAAUGUGGGGGAGCUGCGAAGCAAUCUUGAUGUGUUUGAGGCUAGCCACACUGCCAUUCUGAGAGGUGCAAAUUGGGCAGGCGUACCUCAGCUCACGAGUAUGUGUACCAUCCAUCAGAUGAAGGCAGUCACGUACUACUAUGAGGAGGUUCGCCAAUUGGCGCGGAAUGUGUUCAAUGCGCAGUCGCAAGAGGAAAGCAUCAACACUGCUCUACGCGUUGCACGGAAUAUGUCUGGUUACGUUGACCCUCUGGCAGUUGCCAUGAGCAAGGCGGUGAAGCUCUAUGUCAAUGAUCCUGGUUUGUGCGACCCUCUGGCCACGAUCACAGACAGUGAGUGGUCAAAGAUGAUUGAUGGGCUCUCCGAUCAACGCAUUACCAGCCAAUUGAUUGCCCGACUGUACAUGCAGAUCGCUAAUGCCGUCAUGGUUGAACAAAGCAAGGUGGAUCUUGCAGUAGAAGUCACCAGCAACACGCAGAAACUUACGGACCUAUUGGAGGGCAGCGAAGCAACUGGCAUGCCGGCACCACCCACGCAGGAGAUGGUCGAUGGCUUUGUUGCCGUGGCCAAAGAGUGGUCCAUGAUGUCAGCAGUAUUCAAUGAAGCCAUCAGUCUGGACGUCAUUCCACCGGUGGAUGUGGCCCGGAUUGCCGUCCUGACGCAGACAUACCAAAGCGAGAUGUACCAGUUGCUCACAGAAGUGGAGCAGGCGGCUCUAGAAGCUGGCAGCCAGCGUCCUUUGCUUCUCCUCGACGUGACUUCAAAGCAGAUGGUCCGCCUUCAGGAGAUCCCCAGGGACGCAGCUCUGAUCGCUUAUGGCUAUGAGGCUUCCGCGACGUGGGGUAGGCUCAACUACUCCGCAAAGGAGUUUCACACUUCGCACAUCGAGCUAAUGCUGGGCCUGCCUGCACAUGACGGAGCAGCUGGUUUGGAGAGCAUGUCCUUGAAGCGUGUCACCAACAUCUGUCUCAUCCGCAGUAUGCGCAAGGUGGAGGAUGAGUUCACCGAGUUGGAAUUGGCUGCCUACAGGGUGGCUGGCGGUCAGUCUGAGGCCUUCCCCGACAUGGACCGCUUCGCCACGGCAGCGAGUGGAGACAUGAGACUAGCCGCCCAGCAGCUGGAGACUUACUACGAUGGCAAGAAUUUGACCUGCAAUGAUGUGUCCUUGACAUCAGCUGACUGGGAGCGGCUCAUGGAAGAGGCUCAUGGCUUGUGCUCACUGGUGUACAAGGUUGUCGGUGAAUUUGUCCUACAAGACCAGGGGGAGAUCUUGCCGGACAUCCUGCAAGCAACGGUGAAGGAAGUGCAGGACAGCUUUAACAGCCUCAUGCUGGGCAGGUCUACUCCUCAUCUCGUUUCACAGCCCACCCAGGCCUUGUAUCAAGAAAUCCGUAGCUUGGACAUACUGGUCCAUGACUUCCUGGAUGCCAUUGCAGCACAAAACCCCUCUGGUCUCUCCGGCUUGGCAGGCUCAGUCUGUCGUGCUACGGAUGAGCUUGGAAAGAAAUAUUUGAUGGGAGGUCUCGCGGCUGAUCCCAACUGGCCUGGCCAAAGAGUGCAAGUCCUCUUCAAGCAGAUGGAACGCGUGAAUGAGGUCUUCAGCUCCAUGGUUCGAAACGAGGCCUCAGCCAUGUGGGCUGCCAUAAAUCAGUUUGAGGCAUCGCACGCAAACCUCCUCUCUGGGGGCUCUGGCUUGACGGAGAUCUUGCCUGAGCGGCAAGACAUGAAAAGUAGCUGGGAUAGCAUAAACAUGGCCUGGCCAGACUACAAGGAGGCCGUGACCACAGGUCAGAGCACAGGGCAGAUCUCAAUGACCAUGGGCAACAUGCAGACACAUCUCCGGGCUGCUGUUCCAGUCUUCAGCGCUCCUGACGUGUUCGCGACACCCACCUCUCCAUGGAUCUUCGUGGCCACAUAUGGAACGAUGGCUCUCAUCUUGCUUUGCUGCUCUGCCUUGGGCUGCUAUAUGUACCGCUCCGCAAACCGCGGCAAGGGCGGGUCGGAUCCCCUGGCCUCGCAGGCGUAG